Messenger RNA from Ziziphus jujuba (common jujube), 1796 nucleotides. RefSeq lists its product as uncharacterized. The coding region runs from base 186 to 1586 and encodes 466 amino acids. Gene Ontology annotation, molecular function: protein binding. The record is from RefSeq and is a predicted model, not a curated record. The transcript has 8 exons. Lineage: Eukaryota; Viridiplantae; Streptophyta; Magnoliopsida; Rosales; Rhamnaceae.
CCCAUCCAAGAUCGUUGUCAUUUUGCUGUUCUUCCCCUCAGUUUUCAAAUUACACACAUCUUGCGUCGUCUCUCCGCUGUCUGAAAACACACACGCGCUCACUCACAACACACUCUUUUUCUUAGCUCUGGCAAGCCAAAAUCCCCAGAAAGACCGUACGAUCGGACGGAGCAUAGCCAGUGCUGAUGGGUCCCUCAAAGAAUACGGUGCGUACCAUCUCACAGGAGGCGUUCGAUGAGCUGGUGAAGGAGAACAUGGACGACCUUGGCAUGGAACCCCAUGAGGCUCUCCAAGACGCCUUCCAAACUCUCACUCUUCAGGGCGUCGAUCUCUCUGGAAUUGUCACUUGUAUCCCAGGAGAGGGUAGUGUGAAGGAUAAUCCCGUGAUGCAAUGUUUGGAUAGAUUGAAGCAAUUGGAUGGUGGUUCUAAAGAUCAAACUAGCGUUGAUAAUUUGGUUGAAAUGGAGGAGUUGUUUAAUAAGCUUACCGAGCUAUGUGGUGCACAAGGUUCCGGAAAUCCAGCGAUUGCCACAAAGAAUGGUGGGGUGGAAUUGGUAUGUUCUAUUUGUUCUAAGAUUCGAAAUGGGCACGAACCAGCUCUUGUUUCCGCUUUGAAGGCAAUGGCAGCUUUGCUUCAUGAUCUUCAAAGUACAGAAACAUUUCGAACCAGUGAUGGACAAUCAAUUGUGGUGGGUAUUCUAAAUGAUAGCAGCCAAAAUGUGGACAUCCUGAAUAGUGGUUUUGCUGUGGUUGCUGCCGCUGCAACUGGUAAUGAGAUUCUAAAGGAGUCAUUCAUGGAGUUGAAAAUUGAUGAAUUAAUUCUGCAUAUACUGAACAGCAAGAGUAAAGGUAGCGUUCAAAGUUUGUAUGAUGCCAUACGUGUUCUCCUAACACCUGAUGAUAAUCGCGUUGUGGCAUCACAAGUUUAUGGUUAUGCACGGAAAUUUGCCAAGAUUGGAAUUGCAGGUGCUUUGGUGGACACACUUCUGGAAGGGCUAAGCUCUCCUAGUAUAGUUUCCACAAGCAUUGCUUUAAAGGCUGUUGCUGUCAAUGAUGAAAUAUGUAAAUCAAUUGCUGAAAAUGGAGGUAUUGAUGCAUUACUCCGAUGUAUUGAUGACAGUGGUGAACAAGGCGACAAAACUGUAGCUAGAGUUUGCUGUUCUUUGCUCUCGAAGUUGGCAGGAAGUGACAUGAAUAAGAGUGCUAUUGUGGAGAAAGGCGGCAUGGAUAGGCUUGUCAAGCUUUCAACCAGAUUCUCUGAUGAUCCUUCUGUCCUACAAGAGAUUUUGUCUAUCAUCUCUGUACUCUCCUUGAGAUCCCCAGACAAUGCAGCACGUGCAGUUGAAGCUGGGGCUGGAGACUUUGCUAUCCAAGCCAUGCAAAAGUUUCCUGCAGCUCCGCAAAUGCAGAGGAAUGCUUGUCUCAUGAUACGGAAUCUAGCCGUUAGAAACCCGGAAAACAGAAUUCUUCUUCUAAAUAAUGGUGUGGAGAAAUAUGUAAGGAAAGCCAAGCAAAGCCAUGAGAGCUGUAAGGCUGCUGCAACUGACGCUCUAAGGGAUUUGGGACUCGAUAACUACAAUUCAUAAGUUUUGAACUGUUCACCUAGAGGCUGUGACAAUUUUGGGGAGAUUUUUGUUUUCCUUAAUGUUGCGCCGUUUGAAAUUAAAAAUCAUGCAUUUCUUCAAAAAAGAAACAGGAUGAAAAUUUUAUUCUUUUGUUCAUUUUUAAUUCUGAAGGCAACUGUUUGUCCAUUUCUGUGAAUAUAAAAAAUAAAUAAAUUACCUUAAGAUGAAUCA